AUGGCAGAGCUGCCAGUGUCGGAGACGCCCAGGGACCCUGCUCUGUGCAGUGGGCGCUUCACCAUCCGCACGUUGCUAGGGGGCGAGGAGCCCCCCCCACCGGCCGCCCAUGACAGCAGCCACCCUGGCCACCUGACGCACGGUCACACCUUCUACAACCGCACCUUUGGCUACAACACUGUCGAUGUGGUGCCCGCCUACGAGCACUAUGCCGACAGCGCCCUGCCCGGCGAGCCCCGGAAGGUCCGGCCCACGCUGGCCGACCUGCACUCCUUCCUCAAGCAGGAAGGCAGCCACCUGCAGGCCCUCGCCUUUGACAGCCGGCCCAGCCAUGAGAUGACUGAUGGGCUGGUGGAGGAUGAGGCAGGUACCAAUGGCGAGAAGAACCCUGAGGAGCCUGUGCGCUUUGGCUGGGUCAAAGGGGUGAUGAUCCGCUGCAUGCUCAAUAUCUGGGGUGUGAUUCUCUACCUGCGGCUCCCCUGGAUUACCGCCCAGGCGGGCAUCGUCCUGACCUGGAUCAUCAUCCUGCUCUCGGUCACCGUGACCUCCAUCACGGGCCUCUCCAUCUCUGCCAUCUCCACCAACGGCAAGGUCAAGUCAGGUGGCACCUACUUCCUCAUCUCCCGGAGUCUCGGCCCAGAGCUCGGCGGUUCCAUCGGCCUCAUUUUUGCUUUUGCCAACGCCGUGGGCGUGGCCAUGCACACUGUGGGCUUCGCAGAGACUGUGGGGGACCUGCUCCAGGAGUAUGGCUCGCCCAUCGUGGACCCCACCAAUGACAUCCGCAUCAUCGGCGUGGUCACCGUCACUGUUCUGCUGGCCAUCUCCCUUGCUGGCAUGGAGUGGGAGUCCAAGGCCCAGGUGCUCUUCUUCCUCGUCAUCAUGGUCUCGUUUGCCAACUACCUGGUGGGGACGCUGAUCCCCCCAUCUGAGGAGAAGGCCUCCAAAGGCUUCUUCAGCUACCGAGCGGACAUUUUUGUCCAAAACUUGGUGCCUGAAUGGAGAGGCAUGGACGGCAGCUUCUUCGGGAUGUUUUCCAUCUUCUUCCCCUCGGCCACUGGUAUCCUGGCAGGAGCCAACAUCUCUGGGGACCUCAAGGACCCUGCCGUAGCCAUCCCCAAGGGCACGCUUAUGGCCAUUUUCUGGACCACCGUCUCCUACCUGGCCAUCUCGGCCACCAUCGGCUCCUGUGUGGUUCGAGAUGCCUCUGGGAGGCUAAAUGACACGGUGACCCCCAGCUCAGGCGCCUGCGAGGGGCUGGCCUGUGGCUAUGGCUGGAACUUCACCGAGUGCAGCCAGCACCACAGCUGCCGCUACGGCCUCAUCAACUACUACCAGACUAUGAGCAUGGUAUCAGGCUUCGCGCCCCUGAUCACAGCCGGCAUCUUUGGGGCCACCCUCUCCUCUGCCCUGGCCUGUCUUGUCUCUGCCGCCAAAGUCUUCCAGUGCCUGUGCCUGGACCAGCUGUACCCGCUGAUCGGCUUCUUCGGCAAAGGCUACGGCAAGAACAACGAGCCGGUGCGCAGCUACCUGCUGGCCUAUGCCAUCGCCGUGGCCUUCAUCAUCAUCGCUGAGCUCAACACCAUCGCCCCCAUCAUCUCCAACUUCUUCCUGUGCUCCUACGCCCUCAUCAACUUCAGCUGCUUCCACGCCUCCGUCACCAACUCGCCUGGGUGGAGACCCUCGUUCCGAUACUACAGCAAGUGGGCAGCGCUGUUUGGGGCGAUCAUCUCCGUGGUCAUCAUGUUUCUGCUCACCUGGUGGGCGGCCCUCAUCGCCGUCGGUGUGGUCCUCUUCCUCCUGCUCUACGUGAUCUACAAGAAGCCAGAGGUGAACUGGGGCUCCUCGGUACAGGCGGGCUCCUACAACCUGGCCCUGAGCUACUCUGUGGGUCUCAACGAGGUGGAGGACCACAUCAAGAACUACCGCCCCCAGUGCCUGGUGCUCACGGGGCCCCCCAACUUCCGCCCGGCCCUCGUCGACUUUGUGGGCACCUUCACCCGGAACCUCAGCCUGAUGAUCUGUGGCCACGUGCUCAUGGGCGCCCACAAACAGAGGAUGCCUGAGCUCCGGCUCAUCGCCAGCGGGCACACCAAGUGGCUGAACAAGAGGAAGAUCAAGGCCUUCUACUCCGACGUCCUCGCCGAGGACCUCCGCAGUGGUGUCCAGGUUCUCAUGCAGGCUGCAGGUCUCGGGAGGAUGAAGCCCAACAUUCUGGUGGUCGGGUUCAAGAAGAACUGGCAGUCGGCUCAGCCGGCCACAGUGGAGGACUACAUUGGCAUGCUGCACGACGCUUUUGAUUUCAACUACGGUGUAUGUGUCAUGAGGAUGCGUGAGGGCCUCAACAUCUCAGAGGUGAUGCAGGCACACAUUAACCCUGUGUUUGAUCCAGCAGAGGACAGCAAGCAAGCCAGGGCCGGCGGGGCCCAGCUGUCUGUCUCUGGCACAGUGGACCCCGAGGCCUUGGGGCAGGAGGAGCAGGCCAGCACCGUCUUCCAGUCGGAGCAGGGCAAGAAGACCAUCGACAUCUACUGGCUGUUCGACGACGGAGGCCUCACCCUCCUCAUCCCCUAUCUCCUCGGCCGCAAGAAGAGAUGGAGCAAAUGCAGGAUCCGCGUGUUCGUGGGGGGCCAGAUCAACAGGAUGGACCAGGAGAGAAAGGCGAUCAUUUCUCUGCUGAGCAAGUUCCGGUUGGGAUUCCACGAAGUUCAUGUCCUUCCCGACAUCAACCAGAAGCCACGGGCUGAGCACAUCAAGCGCUUUGAGGACAUGAUUGCACCCUUCCGCCUGAAUGAUGGCUUCAAGGACGAGGCCACAGUCACUGAGAUGAGGCGGGACUGCCCCUGGAAGAUCUCAGAUGAGGAGAUUAACAAGAAUAGAAUCAAGUCCCUGCGGCAGGUGAGGCUGAACGAGAUUCUGCUGGAUUACUCCCGAGACGCUGCUCUGGUUGUUAUCACCCUGCCCAUAGGGAGGAAGGGGAAGUGCCCGAGCUCGCUCUACAUGGCCUGGCUGGAGACGCUGUCCCAGGACCUCAGACCUCCUGUCAUCCUGAUCCGAGGAAACCAGGAGAACGUGCUCACCUUUUACUGCCAAUAGCUUCGGACUUGGCUGUACCUGCCCAAAGCCUGAGCGCAGGGGAUGCCCACCUGUCCACGGGCACAGAAGGCGGACCCUGUCACAUGUAGCAUCUGAUAAUCUGAUGGAAGAAGUUGGUAGAUUUUCAAACACCUGCUGGACCCCACUCCCAUCGGGCGUGUGCUCUGUGUUUUUUAUUUUAUGGGCUAAAGAAGUAGCAGAUAGAGUUGUCUGCUCUAUCUGGUGGGUCCAUAUCCCUUUUAAGUUUUCUUUUGCUCUUGAUUACAACAAAUUAAGAUUUCAGUCAUUGAUUUGUGUACAAAUUUGAGUCAGACUGCUGGAUGUGAAUCUUGGCAGUUUCUACGGACCUUUCCUGGGAGCACCGCCUAAACACGCCUCCCCCUUCCAAUGUCAGGCAAGUGGGCACCCCACAGCACCUGCAGCCCUUACAGGAGGAAUGCAGGGCCCCUUGAGCCUCCAUAAUAAUGCAGAUUUAUUUAACUGCCCCUCACUUCCUUCACUUUCAAUAAUGUGUCUAAAGUGUUUUGGUUCUUUGGUAAACUGGGACUUUCAAACUUUUCUAGAUGGCAACCGAUGGUAAGAAAUCUAUUUGACAUUGAGACUGGGAACAAAUACAGUGAAAUGAAAGUGUCACAAAACAAUCCUUAUCCUUUGCUGAGAAAGACAGUGCUUCUGGCUGAGCACUUGGAGGAGGGAGAGGGGGCUGCCUUUGGGCCAUUCAAUGGCCUGGGACCAACUCCCACUCCAGAUUAGGCAAAGCCUUUCUAGAGCCACAUGGAAAACCACUUCCUGGCAAAUGGUUGCUCCCUCUUCUGACCUCAAGGAGACUCUGAUCCAAGAACAGAGAAUGCUUUGACUUCGGGAAUUUAAAUAAAACACUUCACCAUGUUGGAAUCUAAAUUUUGAAUAAUGAUAAUAGCUUUGUUUUUAAAAAAAAAGCUUUGAGUUAACAGUGAGGUCAAAAACAAUGAAAUGAAUUAAAAAAUACAUUUACUCAGUCAACAGAAUUUAUUUGUUUUGGAACAGGCUGUUUCUCAACUCUGCUGAGUGUGUUGGAAAAACUAACUAUAUUGUUUUUUCAACCCUGGAUUAAACUUUUCUCUGAGCUUCCACUGGUCUUGUAGGUCAUAGUGCCAGAUUUCUACAUGGUCGUU
This is a messenger RNA of Dama dama (fallow deer), 4247 nucleotides long. RefSeq names its product solute carrier family 12 member 3 (gene SLC12A3). The transcript has 26 exons. Gene Ontology annotation, cellular component: membrane. The record is from RefSeq and is a predicted model, not a curated record. Lineage: Eukaryota; Metazoa; Chordata; Mammalia; Artiodactyla; Cervidae. Gene Ontology annotation, biological process: sodium ion transmembrane transport; potassium ion import across plasma membrane; sodium ion homeostasis. The coding region runs from base 1 to 3093 and encodes 1030 amino acids. Gene Ontology annotation, molecular function: sodium:potassium:chloride symporter activity.